This is a messenger RNA of Tuber aestivum (summer truffle), 4653 nucleotides long. The record is from the annotation of a GenBank genome assembly. Lineage: Eukaryota; Fungi; Ascomycota; Pezizomycetes; Pezizales; Tuberaceae.
GAGAGUGACGUUCCGUGACCCCUCAUCCUCGAGUGAAACCACCACCGUGCCAAAGUGGAAACAAUAUUCGGGGACGAAGCACACGAAACGAAACGUUUCAACACCGGAGAGGCAACCAUUAUCCUAUCGCACCAGCCUACGGUAAGUUAUUCGUACUAUGAUGGGUAUUUCUAAUUACAGUAUUGUCCUAUGGAUAGACCGACCAUCCCCGCAAGCAAACCGCCAUGGAAUCUCCCCGCAGCGCCUCUCGAGACCAUAGGGGAGGGAGGAGGGCUCUGGGGGCCUACAGCAUCCGGCCUACUGAAAGGCAACAAUCCAUCGUACACGCGUACGGGUACAAACCUCGCGGACCCCCCUAUCCAGAGACGGCGAUACUGGCACCAGGGUACAGUGGUACAGUACGAGUACGAGUACAUACCGCCAGCAGGAGGAAACUCCCUCCAAAUAGCGGGCGUGAUAUCUCCAUCACCCUCCAAGUCGGCCUGGGGUUCCUCGUCGUCACAGCAACGAGAGGAAGAUUCCCCUGUCGUCUUAUACUCGAGUAUACGGUAUACGGACCGAUACCGCGGCGGAUCAACGGUUGUAUGAUAAAUAUAAAAUUGGCGCUUUAAUUUCUCUUGACGCUCGGCACCUCUGUCUCUUUCAUGAAACCUGAACCACGAUGGGGUGAGGUUACCAUAGUUAUUUAGCAGAGGGUUGGACCAACGAGUCGGAAGAGCCGGCUGGUCAAGCGUUUUCUCGGCGGCUAGUGUGACGUAACCCAAAAGGUUGGGGUCCAAGCGAAAGGAUUUGGCUGAGGAGACAGGAGGAGGUUUCAUCUGAUUGGUUCCGGGGUGGCGGGACUAUUUUUAACCGGAGAAAAAAGAGGGAGACAGAGCUAAAUGACCCGUUUGGGGGAAUUAACAAAGAAGAAUGGGUCUCGGGUGGUUAACUGUUUGAGUUAUUUUGAUGCCUUUUCUUUCCUGGAACGAUUGCCGUAUCCGGCCUCAAUGGUGGCAGUGGCGAGUGAUCUACAAGAGGCGUGCCAAAAUGACGUUAACCCGCUUAAGAGAAGGGGAGGCUGACUCGCUAGUAGGCUUAAACUCGAUUCGGUUGGGUAACCUUGCUUUUUAACAGUGAAUGGGCCAAUGGCAUCCUCGGAUCCGCACAAUGACGGAGGAUAACCAUGGACGCGCUUUGUUGCAAGCAUGUUCCGCUGAUGCCAGAUCCUGAUCUCCCAUUCGCUCAACCUCAACCUCAAUGGAGACAGACAUGAGGAUUUUUUUUCUCUCCACCGCCUCUCCAUCUUAACGGGUUGGGCGACGUUUGAGGAGGAACCCCCUGACCCUGACCGUCGGUUCUCUCUCUCCGUAUUCUAUUGGCCGUACCGGGCUGAAUGGGGGGAGAUGGAUCGGUUCAUGUUGGCAGAGUCAUUCAUUCAUGCCUGAUUGGAGGGUCGAGCUAUCUUGGGAGAUGGGACCCGCUGGGAGGCUUACCGUCUCCCAAGAUAUAUACCGCGUACCCUCCCCCACCCCCUCCGUAGUAUUUCCACCUCCACACAUCAUCACCACUGCCAUUCUCAUAGGGGCCCGUCUUUCAAUUUGCCUACGGGUUCCCUUUCCCUUCUAUUUCCUUUUUCUUUCUUUUCUUUCUUUCCUUUCUGUUUCUUAUUUCCUUGUUCGUCUUUUCAACUUUACUGUUUCUCUCUUUCCUUUCUUCCUUCCCUUCUCCUUCUUGAGACAACAAACCUCCAUCAGUUUCCAGCUCUUAUAAUUCCCUUCUUUCCUUUCCAUCAUCCGCUGGCUGGUUCCGCCUAAUCUAGAUAUAAUUAUUACGAAAAACCUACGGUAGCAGAAACGACAACCGUCAUUCCCUCAUUUCCAGUCAAACAUGGACGGCACACAUAUGUAUACAACCGACGCUCCAAGCUACGAGGAUGCCAUGAAAGCUAGUAGACGAGCCCCACCAACCACUCACGAAUUAACCCCUUACCUUGGAUUGCGUGCUCGUCUUUCCCAGGUCUGGUUCAACCGAUGGACGCUGCUUCUCUUCCUUGUGCUGGUAAGGGUCAUCCUUGCCACGCAAUCGCUCGAUGGGGACCUUAGAUCCGCACGGAGGGAGGCACUCUCGGCCUGCACCGGUGUGGAGAGCAUGGGCUCCGCCAUGGCUUCCAUGCCGCAUUAUAUGUCCAAGGGGGUGAACGAGGUUGCGGCAUUGGGCAUCGAGACCGGUGUCAAGGCCCUCGAAAAGACGCUGCUACUUCUCAUCACCGGUGUCCAGGAAAUCGUCGUCUUUGUCGUGAACAUGAUCACCUCUACCUACGUCUGCUUGAUCACCCUGGCCAUCCAAGGUUCCCUCGGUGCCGUUCUCGAGGCCACCGAGAAGAUUGCCGACUUUGUCAACAACACCAUGGGAAAGAUCUUUGAUGACGUUGGAAGGGAGGUCAAAACCGUCCAGGAUGGCAUCAAUAAGGUCUCCCAGGCUCUGGAUAAGGUUCCCAAUUUCUUCGGAAGCGAUGUCAACUUUCCCGAUGUCAAGUUCCCCAGCCUUGAUGAGUUGAAGAAGGUUCAGAUCCCGACGAGCUUCGACGAUGACUUGGCGAAACUGAAGGACAGCAUCCCCACCUUUGAUGAGGUGCAGAAGGCUGCCCACGACGCCAUCAGGAUUCCAUUUCAGCUCAUCUCCGUAUGAUCUAUCCCCUCCCACCUCUGCUGCCCGGUGACUGACAAUGACUAGAAAAAAGUCAAUGAAUCCAUUGGCGUGUACGAAUUCGAUCGUUCCGUAUUCCCCGUCCCCCAGAAGGAGAAGCUUACCUUUUGCUCCGACAAUCCCAACAUCAACAACUUUUUCGAUGGCCUGGAGAGCACCGUCGAAAGGGUCAAGAAGAUCCUCGUCGGGGUCAUCGUCUGCUUGGCCCUCGUCGCGGUGGUCCCCAUGGCUUACCGUGAAUGGUGGAACUGGCGAACCACCCAGUCCCGCGCCUUUAUGCUUCAUACGGCGCCGACAUACGAUCCCAUCGAUGUGAUCCAGAUCGCGUCGCGGCCGUACUCCUCCUCGGUCGGCCUCAAAUUGGCUGGCCUGUUCAAGUCUUCGCGACGCCAAACCCUCGUUCGCUGGGCCGUCUCCUACGCGACGUCGGCUCCCGCGCUUUUCGUCUUGUCGCUCGGACUAGCAGGGCUGUUCGGCGUGUUGGCUCAGUACAUCCUGCUGAAACAGGUUGAGAGCGCGGCUCCCGCGUUAGCUGCCGAGGUUGGGGAAUUUGCGGAUAUCGUCGUUAAGGAGCUCACCGCCGCUUCGACGAGUUGGGCGGUGAAGACGAACGAGGCGAUCAACAGCACAAAUUCGGAUAUCAACAAAGAGCUCUUCGGGUGGGUCGUUAACGGAACCGAUUCCCUGAACGACACCCUGACCGUAUUCGUCGACAAGAUGUACGAGGGCGUCGACAAGUUCUUUGGCAACACACCCUUGGCCAAUCCGAUCAAGGAAGUCCUCAACUGCCUCAUCGGCAUCAAGGUCAAGGGGAUACAGAAGGGACUAACAUGGGCCAACGAGAACGCCCACAUCAACCUCCCGCUCCUCCCGAACGAUACCUUCUCCCUGGGCGCCGCCGAUUCCAUAGCCCCGGAGGCAUCCGGAGCGGCUAGCUUCCUCUCCGACACCUCCUCCCAGGCCUCCGACAUGAUCACCGACGUGGUCAUCAAGCUCACGACAAAGUGGGAAAAGAUGCUCACCGAGGAAGCCAUCAUAUCGGCUUGCAUAGUUGGCAUCUGGAUCCUCGUGCUCAUAAUCGCCCUCGUCCGAACAAUUGCCCUAUUCUACACCUCCGGCAAGCACCGCGGCGAAGCCGGCGGUCUCCCUCCCAUGCCGGUCACACAACGGUCCGCUCCCCCAUCUAUCGCGAAUAAUAAUGAUAACGGUAGCAGUCGAGCUGUUGUGUCUCCGGUAUUUCCGGCGUUUGGUGGGAACAGCAAUAACAGCACUGGGGGCGGUAGCUCCACGAGUGGAGACAGUAUGUCGCCUGCAGAUGCGUACUACGAACCCGACGAGAAGGAUCCGAAUGCGCGCUGGUUGCAGGUUGGUGGCUCCGUCGCCGUGGAGAAUUCGCAGGGGGAGUACAGACGGAGUGUGCACGCUAGCGUUCACCCUGUUUACUCGGGGAAGCGUUGACCUAUCGUAGUUGGGGUAUCGGGUUAACACUAACAAUGCAAUAAUAAAAAAAAGCGGGUUUCCUUUCUUCCCUUUUGUCUUGUCUUUUUAUAUUUUCAUUGGGAUUGGUCCUUUUUUGUUUUUUAUUCAUUCAUAGCGUCGCAUUAUUUUUCCUGCUUUGUUUGCAUUUGUGCGUGUUCAUACCCCAGUUGUUGUUUUUAACUCGGCGGACUGUAUGAUGGAUCAUGACUUAUGAUAGAUUAUUAAUACCUUUGUGUUGUGGUGGGGUUUGUUAGCGGUGUGGAGGAGAGGAGAGGAGAGAAGGUGGACUACUGUGCGGGGAGAAAAUGGUGGUGUCAUUUGGGGUAUAUUUGUGGUGGAUCGACAUUCGCUGCAUACAGGCAGUGUUGUGUGUUUUUUUUCCACAAUUGGGGGGGUUGGGGUAGAUAGUGCAGACGUUGUUGAAGCGUUAUCUCUGCCGAUUUUUUGUUGUUCCGGUUCAGUUAACAAUAUUAUUGCUGUGAUGAG